AUGGCAGCACAGCCUGUGGCCCAUUCAACGGGGUUCGACUACGAGAACCAACCUGUAUCUUCCAACAACAUUAAGACCAAAGAGGGCGGCCGGUCCAGUGUUGACCGUAGCGCAGAGACCGCCGAGGCAGAUGACCUUUUGGCCGUGCUAGGAUAUCAAUCCGAGUUAUCACGAAACAGAUCUACAUGGCAGGUCGCGUUCAUGUCCUUUGUGCUCGCCUCGGUUCCCUACGGUCUUGCGACGACCCUCUACUAUCCUCUCAUCGGCGGCGGCCCCUCUGCCAUCAUUUGGGGCUGGGUUCUUGUGUGCUGCAUCAUCAUCUGCGUAGCUAUCUCUCUGGGUGAGAUUACCUCAGUGUAUCCUACCGCUGGUGGUGUCUACUACCAGACUUACAUGCUCUCUCCUCCGUGGUGCCGAAACAUCACCGCUUGGAUCUGUGGCUGGGCUUAUGUCCUGGGAAACAUAACCAUCACUCUUGCUGUCAAUUUCGGCACCACCCUCUUCCUCGUUGGAUGCGUAAACAUCUUCCAGGACAGUGAAGGCAAUGGCGUAUGGGCCGCCACGAACUGGCAAAUCUGGUUGACGUUCGUGGGUAUCACAUUGCUCUGUAACGCGACUUCUUCUCUUGGAAACCGGUGGCUGCCUUAUCUAGACACAUUUGCAAUCUUUUGGACAUUCGCCGGUGUCAUUUGCAUCGUUGUGUGUGCUCUCUCUCUUGCAAAGGGCGGUCGCAACAAGGCCAGUUUUGCAUUUGGAGGGUUUGAAGCAAGCUCCGGCUGGACGCCCGGCUGGUCUUGGUGCAUCGGCUUGCUGCAUGGAGCUUAUGCUACAUCGGCUACUGGCAUGAUUCUUUCAAUGUGCGAAGAAGUGCGAGAGCCAGCAACGCAAGUGCCCAAGGCAAUGGUCGGGACGAUCGUAUUGAAUGCUAUCUGUGGCUUCAUCUUCCUCGUUCCCCUAUGUUUCGUCUUGCCACCAAUCGAAGAUGUCGUCGCUGCAUCUUCUCCCGUCCCAUAUAUCCUGAAGAUCGCAAUCGGAAAUGACGGCGGAGCCUUUGCGCUGACAGUACCUCUCUUGGUCUUGGCUUUCUUCUGUGGUGUUGGUUGUACAACUGCCGCCUCACGUUGUACAUGGGCUUUUGCUCGAGACGGAGCCAUCCCCGGUUCCCGGUAUUGGAAGCAAGUCCACCCCAAAUUGGAUGUGCCUCUCAAUGCGAUGAUGCUCAGCAUGGUCGUUCAAAUCAUCCUCGGAGUCAUCUACUUCGGUUCCGUUGCUGCCUUCAACGCUUUCAGCGGCGUUGGAGUCAUCUUCCUGACCAUCAGCUACACCAUGCCCAUCCUUGUUUCACUGCUUGGGGGCCGGAAAGCUUUGAAACAAGGUCACUACGACUUCGGAGCCGCUGGAGUCUUCUGCAAUAUUGUGGCUAUCUGCUGGUGUUUGUUCAUUACUCCACUGUUCAGUAUGCCAUCAUUCUUGCCGACCACGGCGGACACGAUGAACUAUGCGUCUGUGGUCUUCGUCGGUGGUGUCUCCGUCUCCGCAGCUUGGUAUUUCAUCUGGGGUCGCGCCAAUUAUCAAGGGCCCCCGGCCAAAGAGGAAGAAGUGGCAAGACGAAGGAGUUCAGUGAUCUCAGCCCACUGA
Messenger RNA from Exophiala aquamarina CBS 119918, 1638 nucleotides. RefSeq lists its product as uncharacterized. Gene Ontology annotation, biological process: amino acid transport; transmembrane transport. The record is from RefSeq and is a predicted model, not a curated record. The transcript has 5 exons. The coding region runs from base 1 to 1638 and encodes 545 amino acids. Gene Ontology annotation, molecular function: transmembrane transporter activity. Gene Ontology annotation, cellular component: membrane. NCBI's taxonomy places the organism in Eukaryota, Fungi, Ascomycota, Eurotiomycetes, Chaetothyriales, Herpotrichiellaceae.